This is a messenger RNA of Morone saxatilis (striped sea-bass), 3255 nucleotides long. It is a transcript of the gene tgm8, whose product is annotated as transglutaminase 8. Gene Ontology annotation, molecular function: protein-glutamine gamma-glutamyltransferase activity. Bases 64 to 2256 code for a protein of 730 amino acids. The transcript has 15 exons. Gene Ontology annotation, biological process: peptide cross-linking. The record is from RefSeq and is a predicted model, not a curated record. NCBI's taxonomy places the organism in Eukaryota, Metazoa, Chordata, Actinopteri, Moronidae.
CUUGACCAGAGAGCAUUUUACUGUCCUUCUAUCUGCUGUUGUAAGAGAGAAAGUUCUGGAAAGAUGACGGAGGAAGUUAAACAAUCUAUCUAUAAGGGCGUGGACCUCCACUGUAAGACCAAUAACACUGAACACCGCACCAAUGAAAUCACAGCGUAUCAGCUGAUUGUGAGGAGAGGUCAGCCCUUCAACCUGACCCUUAAACUGACGCAACCUUUCAAACCUGAGCUUCACCCACUCCUUCUCGCUGCAGUGACAGGAAAACAUCCAUCCGAGGACCUGGGGACGAUGUCACUCUUCAGUGUCCCCAAUGCCGUGAAGCGUUCACCAACAGCAAAGGCGGUGUGGAAGGCAGAGCUCAACAGUAGCUCCUCCCUCCUACUGGGUAUUGUGAACCUGACUAUUACCCCCCCAGCUAACACCCCAGUAGGAGAGUACCUCCUGACUGCGGUACACAAGAAUGAGGAAUUGUUGCUGACGAAGCUGGUGGUGCUCUUCAACCCCUGGUGCCCCGAUGACUGGGUGUUUCUGUCGGACGAGGAGCAGAGACAGGAGUAUGUGAUGAAUGAACAAGGAAUCAUAUACAAAGGAAGUGGAAACUACAUCUCCUCUAUGAGCUGGGACUUUGGACAGUUUGAAGACAGCAUGGUGGACAUUUGUAUGAGGAUAUUGGACCUCAACCCCAAACACUUUAAGGACCCAGCUGAUGAUACUUCUGCUCGCUGUAACCCCAUCUACGUCGGCCGUGUGGUCAGCGCCAUGAUCAACAGUGAAGAUGACUAUGGUGUCGUGGCGGGACGAUGGGGAGGUCCAUAUUGGGGUGGGGUCGCACCCUCUCACUGGAAUGGCAGUCACGCCAUCCUUAAGCAGUGGUUACAAACCGGCUGCCAGUCGGUCAAGUACGGGCAGUGCUGGGUGUUCGCCGGUGUGAUGUGUUCAGUGAUGCGCCUGCUGGGCAUCCCCUGCCGUGUGGUCACCAACUACGAGUCAGCCCACGACAACAACAGCAAUCUGAUCAUUGACGUGUACCACGCUGACUACGGAGUCAGACAGAAAGAAUCCCCUGACAGUGUUUGGAACUACCACGUGUGGGUGGAGGCAUGGAUGAGGCGGCCAGACCUGUCAGAAGACGGCAAAUAUGAUGGAUGGCAAGUUCUGGAUCCAACGCCACAGGAGAAGAGUGAAGGGGUCUACUGCUGCGGUCCAGCCCCGGUCAAAGCUGUUCUGAAUGGAGACACAGAUCUCAAAUAUGACGUCCGAUUUGUCUUCGCUGAAGUCAAUGCCGACUGUAUUGACUGGCUGGUAAAAGCUGAUGGCACACAUGUGAACAUCUGGUCUGACACUAAGAGAAUCGGUCAAAAUAUCUCCACCAAGUCCAUCGGCUCCAGGAAGAGGUUGAACAUCACGGACUCCUACAAACACAAAGAGGGAACAGACAAGGAGAGAUCUGUCUUUGUACACGCCAGCAAGAAGGAGGCAGUCAAGAAUGAGGGGACGGUCGAGAAUGGUGGGACAGUCGAGAAAAGGGGUACGGAGGGGAACGAGGCAACAAACCCUGAGGCCACACGAACUGUGGAUAAAGUAACCAUAGACACAACGCCUCCACUGCCGCAAGUGUUCAUUCGAUUCGAAGAGGUGUCCAAACCGAUGAAUGGUAAGGAUGUGAGCCUGAAGCUGGUGCUGCACAGUGAGAGCAGUGUUUCCAGGCCGCUGUCCAUCAACAUCAGCGUCCAAGCCAUGAGGUACAACGGCUCCCCAGCUGUGAACAUCCAGGCUGAGGUGAAGGUGGAGACGCUGCUGCCCGGGAAAGAUCUCUCGAUCCCAAUCCUGGUCCCAUUCUCGGCCUACAACAAACACAUGGUCAACUGUGACAGCAUGAAGGUUUCAGUCAUUGUCACCGACAAACAGAACCCCAAGAACAUAUACCUGGCUGAGGAUGACGUUGUGCUGCUUAAGCCUCCGUUCUCUGUCACCGUGUCCAGUCCGGUCAGACUGAACCGCGAGGCAAGUGGGGAGGUGAUUUUCAUGAACCCAGGCAACGAGACGCUGAAGGACUGCACUCUGACUCUUUCUGGAAGUGGCAUCUGGAAAGAUAAAAUUGAAUUCAUGAUUCCAAAUAUGAAGCCAAGCACCCGAAUACGUGUCACGUUCUUCUUCGUUCCCUACAAGACCGGGGAGAAGACUCUCAUGGUGGUCUUCGACUGCUCCACCUUCAGGGACAUCAAGGGCAGCUGCACUUUCAAUGUGGAGCCAUAGAUUUUCGCUGAGUAAGAGCCUCGUAUGUUGACGCGGAAAGUGUUGUAACCCUUUAUGCCGCAUACAUACGCACAAUCUUAGCUGGCUUAAUGAAUCACCUUUUAGAGAAUCUAACAUGUCUUUGGCGCUCAGUACAUUUGUUACAUUCCAGGAAAUACUGACUGUAUCAUAAUUACUUCUGCACUUGUAAUUUACUAUUUUUGUGAAACUAGUUUGUCUUCAUUCAGUGAUUUUUUUUCAAAAGAACAAGAAUAAGCAUGUUGUUUUCAAAUGAAAUGUGGGUGCAGAGUGUAUGAAGAUUGCCAGCUAAGCUCAGUAACAAACCCUGUGCAGUGUUUAAAACGAAGCUGUAGAAAGCCAUUGUGCCAAAGUCCUGAGUUGGACCCUUACUUAAAAUCUCAUUCAAAAAUGAAAAAAGUAAAGAAAAAGAGAUGCAACUUAUGAGCAGUGCCUAGUAGAGAGAAAAUAAUAAAAUAAGUACAGUAAAUAUAUGAAACCCAUUAGAUAUAAUAUAUUUUUUAUUUAUUUAAGGUCUGAGUUAGAGACCAACUGAGUCUGAAUGUUUUAGGUCUGAUACUGAUAACUACCACCAAUAAUCUUCAGGUUCUUCAUCAUUAACAAGUGAACAUCCUUCAGAUUUGCUUACCAAAGAUAUGUGGUGGAUGCCGGGUUUUUUAUGUUGUUUAUGUUGCUGAUGCUGUCUAUAAAGUACUUUAUAUGCACAUUUUCACAUAUUAUGUAAUGUUUGAGCCCAUGCACACUGAUAAAUAGAUAUGUAAUGAACCAGUGUUAUAAACUGUUCCUUUAACACUGGUGGUGACACUCUCAUCAGGAAAUGUAAAGUUUACAGAACGGAAGAAUGCAGCUAAACAAACUAACUGAGCUGAUGUUAAAGUGUCCCCUUGUGGCUAAAUAAGAAAGAGACCAAAUGCUGUUUAAAGUGGACUGUAUCUGUACUUGUUUUAUGGUUGUAUUGAAUAUGUCUGCAACAAGCACAAA